UAUAAUUUUUCCUUUCUCUCUCUUUUUUAUUUUUUUAUUUUUAUAUAAAGUUAUUAUGGGAUUUUUUCAAUCGUUGUUUAACAAGGAUAAAGGAGUGGCAGUGAAAAAGGAUGUGGUAGCACACCCAGUCAACAAUAAUAACACACCACCGGUAUUGACGACCAGAAACACUACAGGUAAUUUAAACACGGGAGAAACCAGCCUUCCUGCACUGCAACCCCAAAACUCGCAUCAUUCUGUCUCGCUUUCCAGUAUCCUGCCAUCUUCCUCGCCACCUACCUCACCUAAACAAGUCUUACGCACUUCCAGUUCAAUUCAUACCCAUAACAGUAAUAGUACGAAAACGCCGAUCUCAUUAUCCCCACCCGUAUCACAACGAGCCUCACAAGAUCUAGCGAGACCUCCCGCUAGAUUUCAGUUAUUAGAAGAAGGAGGACAUCUUCAUCAUUUGACGCUACCGGCUCCUAACCGGAUUACUGCUUCAUUGAAUGGACUUGUGACUGGGAUUGCGAAUAAAUCUUUACGUCUGACUCAAUGGACCGAAAGAAAGGUCACGUAUGAUGAGGUGCUGAAAGAACGAGCAGCCCUAAACUUACGAUUGCAUCGCACCUCUGAUGAUAAAAAGACCCUGGCAGAAAAAUGGGGCACGUGUCAAGAAACAAUAGGAAAGGGCACUUCCGGUGUAGUCAGAGUCGCUCACAAGGUAGAAGGAACAGGUGAACGUUUGUACGCCGUUAAAGAAUUACGUAAACGCCAUGGAGAAAAUUCCAAAGAUUAUGUCACACGAUUGACAUCCGAAUACUACAUUUCUUCCACUAUGCAUCAUAUCAAUAUCAUUCGCACCUUUGAUUUAUUACCCUUAAACGAGACGUCACCGAUCUUUGCUCAAGUGAUGGAAUACAGUGGCGGUGGAGAUUUAUUCGAUGUCCUGUACGAUUGUCCAGAUGGAUUAGAAGUAGCUGAAGCCAACUGUUUCUUUAAACAAUUAAUGCGGGGUGUCACUUACCUUCAUACCAUUGGCGUAGCCCAUCGUGAUUUGAAACCCGAGAAUUUACUCUUGACAACCACGGGAUGUUUAAAAAUCUCGGAUUUUGGCUCUGCUGCUUGUUUCAAGGGGGCCAUCAUGGAUAGUGAUGGAGAAGAAGAGGAUGAUGAAGAAACCUGCUCAAAGAUUCACUUGAUUCGUGGUUUAGUCGGCUCAGAACCUUAUAUCGCACCCGAAGAGUUUACACAAUCGAAUUAUGAUGCUCGUUUAGUAGAUGUGUGGAGUUGUGGUAUUAUUUAUAUGGCCUUGAGAAAGGCAUCACAUUUAUGGCAGGUAGCAAAAGCAGGGGAAGAUGAAGCUUACGAUAAGUAUUUGAAAUUUCGACAGUUACUGGAUGAAGAACGAGAGAAUGCGAGAAGGGAACAUGCACGAAGAAAGGGGCUGGAAAAAACCAUGUCACAAGAGGAAAGAGCACAGGAACGUAUACAACGUGAGACAAGUGUGUUAAAGGCAAGAGAGACUAUUCGAAAACGUGCCAAGGAAGGAAGGUUUGAUACUUUGGAUGGUAUUGAUAUUAAUGCAAAGAAAAUCAUUUAUCGUAUGUUGGAUCCUCAACCUCAGAAAAGAAUUACGGCAUCGUGUGUGCUGGAAAGUGAAUGGUGUCAGGCAAUUGAUUGCUGUCAACCUGAAGAAUAAUUCCAAAUACUCAAUAUUUUCUUUCCUCUCCCCCCCUUUUUUUUUCUUCGUGUACAAAUAUCCUUGUUUAUAUAUUAUUAUUAUUUCUUUCUACCUUCUUUUUUUUUAAAUUAGUAGCUCAAUAAAAAAAAAAGGCUCAUUAAUAGAAUAGAUGGCCCUCCGCGAUUUUUUUUUUUUGUAUAUAUUUC
Messenger RNA from Mucor mucedo, 1869 nucleotides. RefSeq names its product kinase-like domain-containing protein. Bases 56 to 1681 code for a protein of 541 amino acids. The record is from RefSeq and is a predicted model, not a curated record. The transcript has 2 exons. Gene Ontology annotation, molecular function: protein serine/threonine kinase activity; ATP binding. NCBI's taxonomy places the organism in Eukaryota, Fungi, Mucoromycota, Mucoromycetes, Mucorales, Mucoraceae. Gene Ontology annotation, biological process: intracellular monoatomic cation homeostasis; protein phosphorylation; intracellular signal transduction.